UUAACCGGAUCAAAAUGUAUCGCUCUGUAAUAAAUAAAUAAAGAAUAAUUGAAAAACAAUAUAAUUUUAUAUAAUAACUUCAAAAUUUUAUUUCAAAUUUCAUUAUAAUUUCUGUAAAGAAAUAGUUAAUUUUUGCUUUUGAAGAGUAAUCCAAUCAAAGAUUAUAUUAACGAUGGAUCAGAUAGGUGAAGCAUUAAAUGACUUACUUAAAGUCGAACCUAUUGAAGAGUUUUUGGGUGUUAUAGUUCAUAAGGCCACAGGGGAAUCCGAGAAAAGUGAGGUGUUUAUAAAUAAUAUAGUCAAGGCAUUUUCAUCUUUAAAUCCAGAAACAAAAGAAUUAGCGAUAAUUAAAAUUCUACGUGCUGCAACUACCAGUAAUUUAAGUCACUUAAGGGUUCUAAUGGAAACAUUACACAAACUGACAACUUCAAAUUUAAUAUCAGCCAGAAUAAUGUGUAACAAAAUUUUAACAUGUGACAAACUAGUUUAUGAAAAUAAGAGCUUUUGGAUUGAAUGUUUUACUUUAAUUAAAAAGAUUAUAACAAAUGUUGAUUACAAAGGUGUUCGGGAGAUUAUGAAGGCUUGUAGAGACAAAGCGUUAUUAUUUCCAGUUAAUAUUGAUGGUAGCAUUUUGCCGCAACUAUUGAUAUUAGAGGAGACUAUUAGUUUUAUAUUUGACCGUAAUAAUUGUCUUUUACCAGCAUAUUUUGUUGCCAAUGAAAUCAUGAAAUCUUCUCAAUCGCAUUGGAAAAUAAACAAAUUAAUGAUUGAUUUUGUGGAAGAAUUUCGUGAUAUUGCCCAAAUGGUAUCAAUCAUAGGUCACUCUAAUAUGUUACCUAUUACUGAACAUUUUGGCUAUGCAGAUCAUUUAAUGAAUUCAUGGAAAUUAGAUCAUAACACAUUAAAAUUUACAUUUAAAGGAAGUUUACCUUAUGAUCCAGAGUUAUUAGAACCACAAUCAGCUUUGUUGAGACAUGUUCUAGAUCAACCAUAUUCUAAGGAAAUGGUCACAACUAUGUUGAAUUUUCAAAAUAAACAAAAACAAUCUUGUAACGCUUUACAAGAACAAUUAGUAAAUCUAAUGAUUAAAGCUAUGGAAAGGAGUGAAAUAGAUGAAAAGCUAUGCAAAGAAGAAAUGAUUGCACAAAAUGAAUGGAUUUGGUUACAUUUAUCGUCGCAAUUAAUUUACUUUGUCCUUCUGCAAAUGGUUAGCUUUAUGCAAGUUGUAAUAUCUUUAAAUGAUAAGUUAUCAAAAUGUGAGCUAAGAAAAGGCAGAGAUCAGUUAAUGUGGACUUUAUUACAAUUUAUAUCAGGAAGCAUACAAAAAAAUCCAAUUUCUACAUUUUUGCCUAUGUUCAAAUUAUUUGAUAUUCUAUAUCCGGAACAAGAGCCUUUAAAAUUACCUGAUUGCAAUAAACCAUCUUCAAUUAGACAGAUGGCACCCAUUUGCAUAUGGAUCCACUUGAUGAAAAAAGCACGUUUGGAAAAUAUUAAUAUUUGUCGUUCAGUUCCUAUCGCUUUAAGGAAUCACCAUGAGUAUCUGCAGCAUUUAGUUAUGUCGAAUUUGAAUCAUACAAUUAGCUUAAAUACAGAUUUUCGUAUCAUAUUAUUAGCAAAUGCUUAUUCAACUAACCAGGAACAUUUUACUCGUCCAAUGCAAAUUUUGGCUGAAAUGUUAAAUGGGAGUCAGAAAAACCAAUCAGUUAAUCCGGCUAACAUGCAGUUACCAACUCAACCAUUCUCAAUGGUCAUCUUAGACAGUUUAACAGUGCACAGUAAAAUGUCGUUGAUACACAAUUUUGUAACAACUUUAAUUAAAAAUGCCCAAAAUAAAACAACAACACCUGCACCGGCUCUAAUUGAAACUUAUUCUCGCCUUUUAGUUUACACAGAAAUUGAAUCUCUUGGUAUCAAAGGAUUUUUAAAUCAGCUAUUUCCUGCAGUAUUCAAGUCACAUGCAUGGGGAAUAUUACAUACUCUUUUGGAAAUGUUUUCAUAUCGUCUUCAUCAUAUACCAACACAUUGUCGGGUUCAACUUUUAAGUAAUUUACAUAGCGUUACAUCUGUACCACAAACAAAUAAAAUGCAAUUAAAUUUAUGUUUUGAGUCAACGGCUUUACGGUUAAUUACUGGACUAGGUUCAGUUGAAGUUCAGCCUCAGUUGUCUCGAUAUUUCAAUGAAAAAACACCGGGAUCAGUCGUUUCAAGUGAAAGUGAAGAGCUAAAUCGUGUUUUAAUAUUAACAUUAGCGCGUUCAAUGCACAUUACCGGAUCUGGGAAUGAGCUUCAAGCCUGGUGUAAAGACUUAUUAACUAAUAUAAUGCAAAACACGCCACAUUCUUGGGCAUCACAUUCUUUGUCAUGUUUUCCUCCAGCUUUGCAAGAGUUUUUUACCCAAAACAGUAUUCCAUUAGAAAACAAACAACUAUUAAAAAAAUCUGUAGAUGAAGAAUACCGUAGCUGGAUAUCAAUGUCUAAUGAAAAUGAUAUUAUUGCUCACUUUAUUAGACCAAAUACUACACCUCUGUUUUUAUGUCUUCUAUUCAAAAUGAUAUGGGAAACUGAAAAUAUAAGUCCUGUUGCAUAUAAAAUAUUAGAAGGAAUAAAUACUCGUGCGUUUUCAGCUCAUCUUCGUAAACUUUGUGAUUACUUAGUAUAUGAAGUUGCAAAUUUAAAUAGUACCAAGGAUUUCAUUCACAAAUGCGUAGAUACAAUUAAUAAUAUGAUAUGGAAAUAUAAUGUGGUAACUAUUGACCGUUUGGUUUUAUGUUUAGCUCUUCGAACUCAAGAAGGAAACGAAGCCCAAGUUUGUUUCCUAAUUAUCCAAUUACUUUUAUUAAAAACUUCUGAAUUAAGAAAUCGAGUUCAAGAGAUAGUAAAAGAUAAUUCACCAGAUCAUUGGAAACAGAGUAACUGGCAUGAAAAACAUUUAGCGUUUCAUCAAAAAUUUCCAGAAAAAUUCGCGUCGGAUGAGUCGGCUUCACAUCCACCGCUACCAGUUUAUUUUGGAAAUGUAUGUUUAAGAUUUUUACCAGCAUUGGAUAUUGUAAUACACCGGUUCAUCGAGCUGCCGAUACAACAUGUCAGUCAAAUACUAGAGGGUAUUCUCGAUCAUUUAAGUUGUUUAUAUAAAUUUCAUGAUCGACCAAUAACUUAUCUAUAUAGCACCCUACACUUUUAUGAACGAAUCCUUCGAGAUAGACCAUCUUUAAAAAGAAAAUUAGUAAGUUCCGUAAUAGGCGCUUUAAAUGAUGUGAGACCUCCAAAUUGGGCUUUGAGUGAAAAAUAUCAGCAAUAUUUGAAAAGUCAAGAUAUUUUGUGGAAUCCAGAGUUACCAUAUUAUUAUUAUCUGGUAAAAAGACUUGUUGAUGCGAUAAGUGGUCAAAAUUAUUUUUAUAUGACGGAUUGGCGUUUCAAUGAGUUUUUAAACGCACCAUGCCACGCUCUUUAUGUGACAUGCGUUGAAUUAUUAAGCUUACCGAUUGCACCAACAAUUGUUGCAAAUAACCUUAUAGAUGUUAUUGUUAAAGGGAGCUCUCUUCUACCACAAACAGAAAUAUACAGUUUUAUAAAUGCAACAGGGAUUAUAAUGUCAGCUUUACCAGAAACAUAUUGGAGCACGAUAUAUGAUCGAAUACAGGAAAUUUUGAAUAGCCACAAAAUGCUGAAUUGGCGUUAUAGGUAUUCAGCUUUUGAAUUAUUUAACUUUAAGACUGUUCAAGAAUCGAUGUUGGAAAAUACUUAUGCAAGCGUUUUAGCUGUGAUUCAUUCAAUUUUCCAUCACAUGGGCUGUUUUAAGUUAGCUACAAUAACUCAUUACAUCAAAGAAAGAUUAAGGCCACUAAUUAAAACUGAACAUCAAUAUAUUUAUUUGUGUCAUAUAGUCGGACCAUUUUUGCAGCGGAUUGAUUAUGAAAAAACAAAUUCAGUGGCAGAAAUUGCUAUUGUUUUAUAUGAGUUACUAGAAGUAGUCGACAAAAAUCAUGGGCCAAAACCUUUAGAAUAUAUGGAUCCUAUUUGUGAUUUUCUUUAUCAUAUAAAAUACAUAUAUGUUGGUGAUAUAAUUAAAAAUGAAUCUGAGGCAGUCAUUAAACGUCUAAGACCAGCAUUGCAAAUGCGUCUCAGAUUUAUUGCCCAUAUUAACGUUGAAGAAAUUGGUUCCGAAAAAAGUAUUGAACCAAAUCAUCAACAACUUGCGAAUAUUUUGCAAAAUCAAAUUAUUAAUACACAGCACCAACAGCCGCAUCAACAAUCCCAUCCGCAACCUCAUCCACAACAACAUCCUCAACAACACCCGCAACAGCCUAUACAACAACAGCAACAACAACAACAGCAGCAGCAACAACAGCAGCAGCAACAACAGCAGCAACAGCAUCAACAGCAGCAGCAGCAACAGCAGCAACAACAACAGGUACAACAAACACAACAGAUGCAACAUCAACAGCAUCAACAGCAACCAUCUCCAAAUCCUUCACAGAUGAAUCAACAACAAAUGCUGAAUGUGCAUUUACAGCAGCAACAACAACAGCAACAACAACAAAAUAUUAGACCUCAUCAGUAUAUUCCCCAACAGCAGCAAGUUCACAAUCAACCUCACCUACAGCAAAUGUUACAGCAACAACAAGCUUACGUUCAACAACAACAGCAACAGAAACAUUUACUGAUGCAACAGCAACAACAACAGCAUAAUAUGGGAAUGAGACAUAAUUAGAUUUUACUAAGACAUAUUUUUAUCAUUUUUUUCUAAAGUAGUUAAAUAUUUAUACUUAAGAGUAGUUGUACGUUAAUAAUAAAAUAAUUUUUACUGUGGAA
This is a messenger RNA of Condylostylus longicornis, 4812 nucleotides long. RefSeq names its product mediator of RNA polymerase II transcription subunit 23 (gene MED23). The record is from RefSeq and is a predicted model, not a curated record. Lineage: Eukaryota; Metazoa; Arthropoda; Insecta; Diptera; Dolichopodidae. Gene Ontology annotation, biological process: regulation of transcription by RNA polymerase II; positive regulation of gene expression. Gene Ontology annotation, cellular component: transcription regulator complex; mediator complex. Bases 173 to 4711 code for a protein of 1512 amino acids. The transcript has 15 exons.